AUGGCAGAUUUUGGGCUGUAUUCGUACCAGGAAGAAGUGGUUGAAAGGGCUCUACGGGGAGAGAACAUAAUCAUUUGGCUGCCGACGGGAGGUGGAAAAACACGCGCGGCUGUGUACGUGGCCAAAAAACACCUGGAGUCCAAACCGAACGCAAAGGUGGUGGUCCUCGUAAACAAGGUUCACCUGGUAGACCAACAUUACAGCAAAGAGUUCAAGCCUCACCUGGGCCAUGACUACACCUUGGUGGCAGUCAGUGGAGAGACUGGAGAGAAGGACUUCUUCGGGAAAGUGGUCCAGAAGUCAGAUGUGGUCAUCUGCACCGCACAGAUCUUGUAUAAUGCUCUGACUAACAUGGAGGAAACCAAACACAUUGAGCUCUCAGAUAUUACUCUACUGAUAAUUGAUGAGUGUCACCACACCAACAAGGAGUCAGUCUACAACAAGGUCAUGGGAUACUAUAUGGAGAAAAAGUUAAAAGGAGAGCGACCGUUGCCACAGAUCCUGGGUCUCACUGCAUCACCGGGAACAGGGGGCGCAAAGAUCCUGGACAGGGCUGUGGAGCAUGUUCUGCAGAUUUGUGCCAACCUGGACUCAGCCAUAGUUUCAACUAAACACUAUGCCCCCGAGCUGAAGGAGAAAGUACCCAGACCCAGGAAGACGUUUGACAUUGUGGAGAAAAGGCCUGAGGAUCCAUUUGAGGAUCAUCUGAAGUGGAUGAUGCAGCUGAUCCAUGAGUACAUGAACAUACCUCCAGAUUUCAAACUGAGAGAGUGUGGCACACAAGACUAUGAGGCAGAUGUGGUGAAUCUAGAGCGGCGAGGAGUACAAGACGACAACAGACUGCUGGCACAAUGUGCACUCCACCUCCGAAAGUACAGCGACGCCCUGCUCAUCAAUGACACCCUGCGAAUGAUGGAUGCUUUUGGCUCCCUAGAACAGUUCUACCAGAACGUCCCUGAAAUUGAUGGAACAGACUUCUUCCUCGUCGGACUUUUCAAUGAGAAUAAGGCGGAGCUAAAGAAAUUUGCAAUGGAUUCUCGCUAUGUGAACCCGAAGAUGGUCCAACUUGAGAGCACUCUGCUAAAACAGUUUGGUCCAAGUGUGCAAUCAAGAGGAAUCAUCUUCAGUAAAACUCGUAAAAGCACCCGCUGCCUACAUGACUGGGUCUCCACCAACAGAGCCUUAAAGGAAGCUGGCAUCAAGGCAGCCAUUCUCACUGGGGCUGGCAGUGGCAUCGGUUACAUGACACAGAAUGAGCAGGCAGACACGAUCCGCAACUUCCGCGAGGGUUCUCUCAACCUCCUGAUCUCCACCAGUGUGGCUGAAGAAGGCCUUGACAUCCCUGAAUGCAACCUGGUGGUACGCUAUGGACUGCUUACAAAUGAAAUUGCCCAGCAGCAGGCCAGUGGCCGUGCCCGGGCAAGAGACAGUCAGUAUUCAGUGGUCGCCCAGAAAGGGGGACGGGAAGUGCAGCGGGAGCUCACCAACGAAUAUCUGGAAGAGCUGACUGGAAAGGCCAUUGCCAAGGUCCAAGAUAUGAGACGUGAAGAGUUUCAGAGAAAGAUAACUGAGCUACAGACAGAGGCAGUAAUUAGCAGGAAAGUUGCAGAGAAAACCAAAACAGCGAGGAGGAGUCGCAACUUGGCUGCUAAUGUCCAGCUCUUGUGUCGCAGCUGUUUCAAGCCUGUGGCCUCUGGCAGUGACAUUAAACUUGUUGACAACGUGCACUAUGUCAACGUCAACCCUGACUUUAAGAGACACUACAAAGUCGGUGGGCAGGUGAUGCUGGAAAGGACUUUUGAGGACUGGGAGCCUGGACAUACAAUCAGCUGCAGUAACAGAGGCUGCACCAAGGACUGGGGAUUUGAGAUGAAGUACAAGAAAAUUGCCAUCCUGCCCAAUCUCGCCAUCAAGAACUUUGCCAUGGAGACCCCUGAUGGCAGGACUACUGUGAAGAAGUGGAAGGACAUCACUUUCCCUGUUGAGGAGUUAGACUUUGCACAAUACUGCGAAGACAACUUCCCUGACAUAUUUGAUUGAGACACCAGUAAGAGAAAUCGGUGUGGGGUUCUUUUCUUCUUCUUCACAUGUCAGUUUUUAUCUGUUUUUUCACUCCAGAGCUCAUUUAGAGAAAACCAUCAUUGUACUGUUAACGGUGCUUCGAAAUGAACACAUUCUUUUCAAAAAAAUCCCUUCACAUGUGCCUGCAUUCAUUUGUGCUGCUGGGCCAGUGAGGCAGCAGUGUGCUAAAACCCAUUACGCAUCGAUCAUGCUUGAAAUUAGCAUGACAGCUUUGUUUAUGCCCAAGGUCCUAACUCCCUUUGCAUGUUUUUGUGUGUACUGCCUCUGCUUCUUCUUAAGUCAUGCACAGAAACAAAGCACAAAAUCAACUCAGAUGUAACAUGAACCUAUAACAAUCACGAACACUUGACAUGUCAUCACCAAGAUGAUUCCUCACAAACUCUCUUUUAACUGUUUUAAAAUGCUUUUAAUUAGCAGCUACAUUUUUACAGUGGAUGCAGUUGAUACAUGUGUUUGUUCCUGUAGUAUGCAGAUACUGUGUAUGUACUGGUCAUUCAAAUGUUUUACAGGAGGUUAGUUUUAACAGUAUUUUAGCAUUAUAUAGCUUUUAUUUAAGUUCAUUUGACUUUGUUUCUGUAUACUUUUUAUGACGAGCAAUCAUGGCCGAUGUAAAUUAACUAAAACGAAUGCUGAGAUGGAAUUUAAAUAAACAUUCCUCUUGAAAUGCCCA
Morone saxatilis (striped sea-bass) is the source of this 2752-nucleotide messenger RNA. RefSeq names its product DEXH (Asp-Glu-X-His) box polypeptide 58 (gene dhx58). The coding region runs from base 1 to 2040 and encodes 679 amino acids. Gene Ontology annotation, molecular function: zinc ion binding; DNA binding; single-stranded RNA binding. The transcript is spliced from 11 exons. The record is from RefSeq and is a predicted model, not a curated record. Lineage: Eukaryota; Metazoa; Chordata; Actinopteri; Moronidae. Gene Ontology annotation, biological process: response to virus; innate immune response; positive regulation of interferon-beta production. Gene Ontology annotation, cellular component: cytoplasm.